Messenger RNA from Andrographis paniculata, 2177 nucleotides. Its product is annotated as abscisic acid 8'-hydroxylase 4-like. The transcript is spliced from 9 exons. Lineage: Eukaryota; Viridiplantae; Streptophyta; Magnoliopsida; Lamiales; Acanthaceae. The record is from RefSeq and is a predicted model, not a curated record. Gene Ontology annotation, molecular function: heme binding; (+)-abscisic acid 8'-hydroxylase activity; iron ion binding. Bases 511 to 1965 code for a protein of 484 amino acids. Gene Ontology annotation, biological process: sterol metabolic process.
AACGUCCCACAUCGUUUAGCUGUAAGUCACUGCGAUAUUGUAUUAUUGAUGACAAAACAAAAAGAAGAAGAGAAUAUAGACCAGACAGUAUAUUUUAUUUCAAUUGAUUUAAUCGAGAAAUAGCACAUAUCUGAUCUGAUCUGAUCUGAUCUGCAUGUAGAGGGAUAUUUAUGAAUUUGUUUCUAUAUUUCUAACUAAUUACUAUAUUAUCUCGAGAAGUCAGCCAUACGUAAUGUACACAUACCCACGCAUCGGGACAGAUGGCAGGUUUUAGGACAGCCUGAAAUUAUUGAGACACAUAAAAUUAAUGUUAAUAUCUUCCUUCCUCCUCCUCCUCCUCCUGCCUGCCUGCCUGCCUGCCUAUAUAUACCCCACGCCCACUUCCAAUUUUCCUCAAUAUCGGCCUCUAACCAAGAUUAUUACAUCUCCCCAACAUUCAUUCAAUUCUAAAUAGUAAAGCAUCAGAUCAUCAGAUCAGAUCAGAUCAGAUAUAUACACACGCACAUACAUAUGGAUUGUGGAGAGGCAUUAAUGUCUAUGCUCCCUGUCGUCGUUCCAAUCGUGUGUCUUAUUACAGCCAUUUGUUGUUGUUGUGUCGUCGUCGUCUUUUCAUUAAAGAACACAAAGAAUCGAAAGCUUCCUCCAGGCUCCAUGGGAUGGCCGUACAUUGGAGAAACUCUCCAGCUCUAUUCUCAGCACCCCAAUGUCUUCUUCUCCACCAGACAGAAGAGGCAUGGAGAGAUCUUCAAGACACACAUCCUGGGCUGCCCCUGUGUGAUGCUGGCCAGCCCCGACGCUGCCCGGUUUGUCCUGGUGACUCAGGCCAGUCUGUUCAGACCUACCUAUCCCAAAAGCAAGGAGAAAUUGAUUGGCCCCCAGGCCCUGUUUUUUCACCAGGGCCACUACCAUAUCCGCCUCCGGAAACUGGUCCAGGCCUCCCUCUCGCCGGAGGCCCUCCGCCGCCUUGUGCCGGGGAUCGAACGCCUCACGGCUUCUGCAUUGGCCUCACAGGCUCCCGGACCACCACCAAGAGUCGUUAACACUUACACUGUAAUGAAAAUGCUGUCUUUUGAAGUGGGGAUACUGGCAAUCUUUGGAAACCUGGAGCCUCAUUACAAGGUGGAAUUGAAGAAGAAUUACAGUGUAGUUGACAGAGGAUACAAUUCAUUCCCAACCAAUCUACCUGGCUCCAGUUACCGAAAGGCAGUUAAGGCGAGGAAGAAGCUGAGUGAGAUAUUGAGUUGCAUUACGAAAGAGAGGAGAGAAAUGGUGACUGAGAAGGACGACGAUCUUCUGAGCUGUCUGAUGAAUUGGAAAGACGACAAUGGCGAAAUCUUGAGCGAGGAUCAGAUAGCCGAUAACAUAAUCGGAGUUCUUUUCGCGGCUCAGGACACGACGGCAAGUGCCAUGACAUGGAUUCUCAAGUACCUCCAUGACAACCCCAAGCUUCUAGAAGCUGUCAAGGCUGAGCAGAUGGGUAUUUACCGAAUCAAUGGCAGUGAAGGUGGUUUGACGUGGAAUCAGACAAGAAAUAUGCCCUUGACGUCCAAGGUGAUUUUAGAGAGCCUAAGAAUGGCCACCAUUAUAUCUUUCACGUUCCGAGAGGCAGUGACAGAUGUGGAAUACAAAGGAUACCUAAUCCCGAAAGGAUGGAAAGUGAUGCCUUUGUUCAGGAAUAUUCAUCACAAUCCAGAUUUCUUCGCCGACCCUCAUAAGUUCGAUCCAGCAAGGUUCGAGGUGGGUGGUGUGAAGGCGAACACGUUUAUGCCGUUCGGGAGUGGAGUUCAUGCCUGUCCGGGCAAUGACCUCGCCAAGCUCGAAAUGCUCAUUCUCGUCCACCACCUCACCUCUCGAUUCAGGUAUGAAUUGGUGGGACGUGAAAGCGGGAUUCAAUAUGGUCCCUUUCCCGUCCCACUCCAUGGAUUGCCAGCAACAUUUUCAAAAUUAGAUGAUAAUCAGGACUGAUCAUCAGAUCCAUCAAUCAAUCAUAUAUAUAUACAUAUAUAUGGGCCGGAGCAGACAGACACAAUGACCAAACCCUAGAAAGAAUUCUAUUUCGGAAUAUAAUUCGGGAUGGGUCGGAAGGCAUGGACGAUCGAUCGCCAAAUCCAAAUUGUAAUAAUUCUAUAUAGAUAUGUUACUUACUAUUGAAUUAAUUGUAUUGUAUAUUUGUAUUA